Messenger RNA from Salvelinus sp. IW2-2015, 2325 nucleotides. Its product is annotated as monocarboxylate transporter 1. NCBI's taxonomy places the organism in Eukaryota, Metazoa, Chordata, Actinopteri, Salmoniformes, Salmonidae. Gene Ontology annotation, molecular function: monocarboxylic acid transmembrane transporter activity. Gene Ontology annotation, biological process: monocarboxylic acid transport; transmembrane transport. The record is from RefSeq and is a predicted model, not a curated record. Gene Ontology annotation, cellular component: plasma membrane.
CUCUAGUAUCUUGGCYGGCCCAGCUGUUUGAACUGGCCACUGAAUGAACCAAACUUUGUCAACUUCUMUUCCAUUUUACAGACCAGCAUUUACUCAGACUCCGAAGUGUUCAUUUCCCYAGCACAGGGACACUGCUUGUCGUAGUGGAGGUAGAGGUUCUGUUCUAUGGGAGAAUCUCAGACAUUCUAGACUUAGACUUCUGUAGAGGUCUUUUGCUUCUUACACAGAGAAGCCCUGUUCUGAAGUGCCUCACUCAGAGGAGAGCUCCCCAUCUCAGCCUGUAGAGCUCAUCUGGAACUAGGAGGAGCUGCUGGCAAGGUGCCCAUUGCUGUGUAGGUUCCUGCGCGCAGGAUCUUGGUGAGCUGAACAGCAGUCAUGCCGCCUGCCAUGGGAGGACCCCAGGGGUACACCCCUCCAGAGGGGGGCUGGGGCUGGGCAGUAGUGGUGGGAGCCUUCAUCUCCAUCGGCUUCUCCUAUGCCUUUCCCAAGUCCAUAACCGUCUUCUUCAAGGAGAUUGAGGUCAUUUUCGACUGCACCAGCAGCCAGGUGUCAUGGAUCUCUUCCAUCAUGCUGGCAGUGAUGUACGCCGGAGGUCCUGUCAGCAGUAUCCUAGUUAAUAAGUAUGGGAGUCGUCCCGUCAUGAUGUGUGGAGGACUCCUGUCUGGCUGUGGACUGAUUGCUGCCUCCUUCUGCAACUCAGUGGAAGGACUUUACUUCUGUGUGGGAGUGGUCGGAGGUUUGGGACUGGCAUUCAAUCUGAACCCAGCCCUUACUAUGAUUGGGAAGUACUUCUACCAUAAGCGGCCCAUCGCCAAUGGAAUCGCCAUGGCGGGCAGCCCAGUGUUCCUAUCCACCCUGGCCCCUCUCAACAGCUGGUUCUUUGACCAGUUUGGUUGGAGGGGCAGCUUCCUGAUACUGGGAGGCCUGCUGUUCAACUGCUGCGUCGCUGGUUCUCUCAUGAGACCCAUCGGACCAAWACCACAGCCUGCCGUGAAAAGUGAAGAUGCUACCAAAGAGAGUACGACGUGUGGGCAGAAGUGCAACAGUUUUAUCGACCUCUCGCUGUUCAAACACCGGGGCUUCGUGCUCUACCUCAUGGGUAACGUCAUCAUGUUCUUUGGUCUCUUCUCCCCACUAGUGUUCCUUAGUAACUUUGCCAAGAGCAGGGACAUCCCCAAAGAGAARGCAGCCUUCCUGCUGUCURUCCUGGCCUUUGUGGACAUGGUGGCCCGGCCCUCCAUGGGCAUUGUGGCCAAUACAAAGUGGAUACGACCCAGGGUGCAGUACUUCUUUGCCUGCUCUGUGCUGUUGAACGGUGUGUGCCACGUCCUGGCGCCCAUCUCUGUGGACUACACAGGCUUCGUUAUCUAUGCCAUCUUCUUUGGCUUUGCCUUUGGCUGGCUGAGUGCAGUGCUGUUUGAGACGCUCAUGGACCUUGUGGGAACGCAGCGCUUCUCCAGUGCAGUGGGACUGGUCACCAUUGUGGAGUGUGGGCCUGUCUUGUUAGGUCCCCCUUUUUUAGGGAAAUUCAAAGACAUCUACAAUGACUACCAAUACACCUACCAGAGCUGUGGGGUGAUCCUUAUCAUUGCCAGUGUGUUCCUGUUUGUGGGGAUGGGUAUCAACUACCGGUUGUUGGACAAAGAGAAAAAAGAGGAGGAAAGGAAGGCUAAACUGGAGGGAAAAGAAGAAGAGUCCAACAGGGACAAUGCUACCAAAGAAGCCACCAAUGACAGGGUGAGAGCAGUUGACGAGACAAAAACUGAAGAAGAAAUAGUCUAACUUUCAUUGACAUCAAAUUCACGCAUUCACAUGGUAUCUCAAUACAGUCAUUGAGAUAAUGUAGACAUCAAAUUAAUUUGGUUCAAAUCUUAGACAGCAAUGUUCAUGUAAACAUAUUUCUUCACCAUUUCCACUUCUGUCAUUGAAUAAUGUAUUAUCAGCAUAAUAUGACUGUGUCAAGAUACAACUGCCCUGUCAAAAAAUACUAUAUUUUACRAAUCUGGAGUCCAGAUAGUACAUUUUCUGCAUAAGUGUUGUGAUAUAUUUUARAAUAUUAUUAUAUGCAGGUAAUUUCUAUGUCUACACUGUAUUUGGAAUUUCAGAAGUCCACCUCAAAUAACUACAAUGUACAGUAUUAUUAUGUGAAACACUUAAUGGAUAUACUAGUGCUUUUAGAAGGUUUAAUGAAUCACUGUAACAUUUUGUUCACACUGUCAUGAUGAAUGGUAGGUUUCUUUCAUCUCCGAAAGCAUUGUUACAUGAAUAAUCAGGCGUAGUCUCUUGAUAUUCACAGUUCUUCAAUACAUCUUCAAAACAAUUAUA